Molecule: messenger RNA, 3087 nt
Organism: Penicillium subrubescens
Lineage: Eukaryota; Fungi; Ascomycota; Eurotiomycetes; Eurotiales; Aspergillaceae
Gene: sha1
Product: putative calmodulin-binding protein Sha1
Exons: 2
Coding region: 1-3087 (1028 amino acids)
Biological process (GO): mitotic cell cycle; establishment of meiotic spindle localization; spindle organization
Cellular component (GO): spindle pole
Molecular function (GO): protein binding
Source: RefSeq, a predicted model, not a curated record
AUGUCUGGGAUCUUGAAUGAAGCCUUCACCCCAUGUCCGUCCAGGUCACGGUCCUCUGGGUUGAGCGAACACGGCGGCAACGACUCAUUCGAUAGCUUGGUGGAUGAUGACUCGGCCUUCGAUGCGACGGGGCAAAUCGAAUUCACCACCGAAGUACGAGUACCAACUUUGACCGGUGUACGGCCUCGAAGAGCCAGUCGAGCUACCAAUACGGUCCAGAUUUACGAGGAUAUCAGUGACAAGCAGCCUGGCCCAGUCGAGAAACGGAGAAGACCAAAUGCAGGACUUCGAGAUCCUUCUGACCGCAAAUCUUCCUUGUUGGCUCAACCUGCUCAGAGAUUCCGCCCGAAAGUCAACUUUGCUCCCAGCCCGCCACUCCAACAGAACAAACCAGAGACUGAAACACAACCAAAAGCACGAUCUUUCCAACCUAGCACAAAUGAUGGAUUCGGGCCUGCCCCACGACCUACCCAAGAAGCACCGAGCGAGAAAAACAAUGGCCUCAAGAAGAAGGUUCGACGCAAUACAAUUUACAUCCCACCCGACGAUACCACUGUGGCCAGCGUUUUCAUGGGACUUUUUAGCCCCGUCAAAAAGUCUCAAGGAAACUUUAUGCCCCGAGUGGCGGAGGAUACUAAAAUCAACACCAUUGAAGCUCAGAUUGCAAAGCGACAGGCUAGAAAGUCUGCGGUAGUCUCUGCACGCAAAGCGCCUCUCCAGCCUAGUACGAAGAUUGCGCAGGAAGCUGCCUUCAGGGUAGAUGUGGCUGGCAAGAACGGCGGAAAAGAAAAUAUUCCACCGGGAUCGCUUCUUGAAGUUAACCAGAAGAGCAAACUGGAUUAUAUUGUGCAGUCAAAGCCCAAGCGGAUGAGUACGUUUACGUCGAAACCAGCUCGCCGUACCACAAUGCAUCAAACGGACGGAGGGGAUAGCACAAACUCGGUUGUGGGCGCGAAGAAACAGCCACCGAAAGGGAAUGUCCUUGGUGAAAAGCAAAACAAUUUGCAUGCAUCAUCUAAUUCUCUCUUUAUUGGAAGGAAAGUUCGAGACGAGCCACAGGAUCCUCUGCGGAAUGUAUCGGCAUCCCUCAAGGCCCGUGCAUCCGUGUUGUCAGAACGGCUUGGCCAUUCGCAGACCAUGCGGGCUUCCAAGAUUGGAGAUACCUCAAACUUGAGGGAACUAAACAGCAAAUACCCUCUGUUGACGGAGGACUUAUCAAAGCCUGCCCUGUAUGAGGAUGACUGGCUAUCACACCAGGAAACUGUUAUCACGCAAUUGAUCAAUGCAUUUUUCGAAUGCACCAACAGAGACUCAACGGCUGUGGAUCCUCAUGCGCUUCGCUUGGAACUGCUUGAACUCUACCACACUGGAGAGUUCGCAAGCCUCUAUCAGCGACUCCAAUCAUCCUUGUCUUUUGGAACCCUCAGCUUGCCGAAGGAUAUCCAGGCUCGCAACAGUCGUCUUAAGAAUGAUGUGGGUGUCCGGAGAGAAUUUUUAGACAUUUGGAUUCAAUCAUAUGACCUUCGCGCCCUAGUACCUGCUUUGGAGACUGUCGUUGGCCGAAGAAUCACCAGCGACUCUACUUUGUUUGAUCUUCAGAAUGAUCCGUCCUCUGAGAACGAUUUCAAGGCGCAAAGGGCGGUCACUCGAAGAGUUGAAGGUUUUAUUGAAGCCUUUCUCUUGAGAAACGACGAUAUGAUCUCCUCCGCCACUGGUCUAGGCGAAGUGCCAAGGGAGACACACUCGCGUGCAUAUCUUCGGACCGUGCUUCGAAGCAUUUUGCUUGUCGCUCUUUUGGACCAAGGAAGACAGGGCUUCUGUACAAGUCUACCUCGUCGACUUUUCCUGUCAUCAUCUCCCUACAAGUCUUCUGCUGAGAUUCUCCAUGCCUUGGGCCGUCUACUACUACCCUCUACUGGGGAUAUCACAAAGACAUUAAGUCAUCUUGGCUGCCAUGUCACUUACAAACAGCAUGAGCUUCAAGAAUACGACUACACAAUUGACAACAUUGCCGUCGACCUUAGAGAUGGUGUGCGGCUGACCAGACUUGUCGAAAUUCUCUUCUACACCUCGGAGCACGUGCGGACUGGCCUUGAAGACCAGUCUGAACUCACCCUAUCUUCAGGGGAGGCUCUUUCACUCCUAGGCGAUGAAAGGGAUCGGCCUCUGUCCAAGCAUCUCAAAUAUCCCUGCAUUAGCCGAGCGGCAAAGAUCUACAAUGCUCAGAUUGCGCUCUCUGCCUUGAGCUCUGUUAAUGGUGGCCGGGCAAUUCUUGGCGACAUGAAUGCAGACCACAUCGUGGAUGGCUACCGUGAAAAGACUGUUGCGCUCUUAUGGGCUCUUGUCAGCAAAUUCGGACUUGCGGGCCUCGUUGACUGGGAGGAUCUCCGCAAAGAAAUCAACAGACUCCAACGCAAAGCUACUCUUCAGUUUGGUCAAGAUCGAGUGACGCAAGAGGCGUGGUUUACACAAAAUGGAUCCGACCAUAGUUCAUUGCUCCUGCAGUGGGCCGCGACCCUGGCAGCUUUGAAAGGCUUGGAGAUCCGCAACAUGACCACCUGUUUCGCAGAUGGCAAAAUAUACGGCAGCAUUGUUGAUGAGUACGAGCCGUUUAUCACUGGCGGAGGGGCCGGUGAUUGCGAUAUUGCAGACAGACGCUCUGUCUCUAUGCCUUUGGCAUCUCGUUUGCGAUUGUUGGGAUGCAGCUCUCAAUUUGCAUCUCUCGUCUCUCCUAGGAAAGCUUCCUCCCAUCUCCUUGACGGAGACUUUACUCUUGGCACUCUCGCCUUCCUCUGCUCUCGAUUGCUUUCUGCCUCGAAACGUGCUCGCGCAGCGGUCGUACUGCAGCGAUCUUGGCGGACCCACCUUGCAAAGCGCGAUGAGUUCCGUCGAAAAAUCGCCCACGACCUCGCAGCACACUGUGCGGCUGUCGUUCAAACUAGAAACCAGAUCACCUGGGCAAAGGAUGUGAUCACUCGGUAUUGGAGAAACUACCAAACCCGGAAGCAGAGAGCAAACAACACACGCUAUCGGGCUUUGGAAAAGGCCCAACGUCAGCAACGGAAAACCGCUGGACGUCGACUCUAA